Rhincodon typus (whale shark) is the source of this 5377-nucleotide messenger RNA. RefSeq names its product inositol polyphosphate-5-phosphatase B (gene inpp5b). NCBI's taxonomy places the organism in Eukaryota, Metazoa, Chordata, Chondrichthyes, Orectolobiformes, Rhincodontidae. Gene Ontology annotation, biological process: signal transduction; phosphatidylinositol dephosphorylation. Gene Ontology annotation, molecular function: inositol-1,4,5-trisphosphate 5-phosphatase activity; phosphatidylinositol-4,5-bisphosphate 5-phosphatase activity. Gene Ontology annotation, cellular component: cytosol; membrane. The transcript is spliced from 23 exons. The record is from RefSeq and is a predicted model, not a curated record. Bases 114 to 2774 code for a protein of 886 amino acids.
GUUUGUUCCUUAAUGUUUUUUUGUAUGCGGUACAAGGCACGAUACAACAUGGAGAAUCGAAUGAAAGCCGUAUUAUCGGACUUGUGGAGUGCAGUGGUGAAUAUGCGAUUUUUAUGUACGCUCACAGAAGAAUGGCGAUUCUCCCAGAGGACGUUUCAUUACAAGAAAUAGUGCCUGUGUCAGAAGAUUUAGUCAUUGAAGAAGUGUUUCAGGAUACACAUGUCAUAGGUUCUGAUACGACAGUCAAAAUAACAUCAAGAGAUGUUGAUCUAGAACUUUGGCUUCCCUUUGGAUCACAAGCCAAGAUCUUUCUACAGGAAGCCCACAAAGCAUGUGAAGAGUUACUCAACCAAACUGUCUCUAGAGGAUUCCCACCUCAAUUUCUAUGGCUUUCAAAGUAUAAACAAAAGAAGGAUUUCCAGUUGCAUGGAUCCCUGCGGAUGGAACAUGCACAUGGUCCAUCAUCCUCGACCAAUCAGAAAGGCGAUUCUGAUCUGUUAGCAAUCAAACAUGGCGGUAAAGAAAGGGACAGUCAUGUGUAUGAAGGUGGCUGUGUUGAUCCAAUCGCAGGAAGACAUUCGUCUGACCUAGAAACGUGCUCUGAUGCCUCCCCAAGCUGCCCUGCACGUCGUCCUGCAACAAAGCCUGAGAAAAUGAAACCUGACAUAACUGAUGAUAUGGUCCGCAAAGCUGACAUCUUGCCGACAAGCAAAGCGCAAAUCCUCACAAUGCCACAGUUUGGCCUGCGGGACAAUCUGAUCAAAUCAGAGCUGUUGAAGCAAGAAGAGAAAUACACUUACAUCAGAAACUAUAGGAUUUUUGCAGGGACGUAUAAUGUGAAUGGCAAGUCUCCCAAGGAGGAUCUGAAGCCUUGGCUGAGCUAUGAUUCUGAACCACCUGAUAUCUACUGUAUUGGUUUUCAGGAAAUUGACCUGAGUAAAGAAACAUUCCUUUUUAAUGAUACACCAAAGGAGGAGGAGUGGUUCAUGGCUGUUUCUGAAAGUCUUCAUCCUUCAGCUACAUAUGCAAAGAUCAAGCUUGUCCGACUGGUUGGAAUGAUGCUCAUGUUGUUUGUGAAGAAAGAACAUGCCGCGUAUGUGACAGAAGUGGAAGUGGAAACAGUGGGAACAGGCAUCAUGGGAAGAAUGGGUAACAAAGGUGGAGUGAGCAUAAGGUUUCAAUUUCAUAACACCACCUUGUGUAUCGUUAACUCACAUCUCGCAGCUCAUACUGAAGAAUGUGAUAGGCGGAACCAAGACUACAAAGAAAUCUGUAGCAGAAUGCGUUUUAUUCAGUCUACUCUGCCACUAACCUCUCUCACAAUCAUGAAGCAUGACAUGAUAAUAUGGCUUGGAGAUCUGAACUACAGAAUAUGUCAUCCAGACGUAGAAGUAAUUAAAAAGCUAAUAGCAUUGAAGGAUUAUAAGAAACUCUUCAAAUAUGAUCAGCUAGCAAAACACAUGGAGGAGUCGGGUGUAUUUCAAGAAUUCAUGGAAGGACCUAUCAAUUUUCAACCAACCUACAAAUACGAUAUUGGCUCUGAUAAUUGGGACACAAGUGAGAAAUGUCGAGUCCCCGCAUGGUGCGAUCGAAUCCUUUGGAAAGGAAGCAACAUCAAGCAAUUGGAGUAUCGCAGUCACAUGGCUUUGAAAAUCAGUGACCAUAAACCAGUUAGCGCACUCUUUCUAGCUGGGAUAAAGGUGGUCAAUGAAGAAUUAUGCAAAAAGACAUAUGAAAACAUUGUUCGCGUACUGGACAGAAUGGAGAAUGAUUCUAUUCCUUCAGUAUCCUUGUCCAAAACAGAGUUCCAAUUUGAGAAUGUGAAGUUCAUGCAGCUUCAGGUUCAAACACUCACAAUUGCAAAUACUGGACUAGUGCCCUGUCAGUUUGAAUUCAUCACAAAGCUGGAUGAGCCUUCGUACUGCAAACCAUGGUUCAGUGCUACCCCUAAUAAGGGAAUUUUGAGUGAGGGGGAAAGGAUAGAAAUUGAAUUAGAAGUGUAUGUGAAUAAAUUUACUGCGCCCUCAUUAAAUAUGGGAACGGACCGCAUUGACGAUAUUUUAAUCUUGCAUCUACAACGAGGAAAGGAUUACUUCCUGGCUAUUUAUGGGAAUUACCUCCCAAGCUGCUUUGGAUCCUCGUUACAAGCACUUUGUUACAUGAAGGAGCCAAUCCGAGAAGUGAAACCCGAAAGAAUACAGGAGCUGGAAAGAAUGGUAAAGGAGAAUGGACCUUUUGACAGCUUAGCAAAUGAAGAGCCACUUGACAUCCCUAAAGAAAUCUGGAUGUUGGUUGACCAUCUGCACCGCAAUGCUUCACUCCAGGGUGACCUGUUCCAACAGCCAGGACUGAAGUCAGAAUUUGAGGAAAUACGAGACUGUUUAGAUACUGGAAUCCCAGAUUUUCUCCCUGGCAGUAACCAUUCUGUAACUGAAGCACUGUUGCUCUUUCUGGAUGCCCUUCCAGAGCCAGUCAUCCCUUACAACUUCUACAAGAAAUGUUUGGAGAGUUCGUGUAGUUACGCUCAGAGUGAACAGGUUGUUGCCACAUUACCUCAAAUCCAUAAGAAUGUGUUCAAUUAUUUAAUGGCUUUCCUUCAAGACCUUCUGAAAAAUGCUGUUUACAACAACCUUGAUGUGCCUACACUUGCAAGCAUCUUUGGAGCACUCUUGUUGAGACCACCUCCUAAUGCCACAAAUCAGGGUGAUGUUAUUGAGAAUAAGAAGGCAGCACAGAUGUUCAUUGCACGUUUGUUAUCGCUGAAGGAUUGUUAACCGAAGCAGCCUGACCCAGCCAACAUAGUGUUUAUUUUCUAGUUUUCAAUAAAAUUGUACAAUUUCAGUCAAGAGUAUUUUUGUAUAAAGAUAAAGGUAAAUAUCUUUAGAGUUAUGCAAGCAAUUUUGGAAUACAAAAUGAAGAUUCUACUUGCUUGUAAUCUAAUUACCUUCGUAUGUUUAAAGAUUCAGAGCUGGAGUCAUUCUUGUGACCUCCAUUUUAGAGAAGCAUUUUACAAUGCUUUUGAUAUCGUAUUUUGUCAUGCCACAGGUGCAGGGAACUGACAAUUUUGUAUGCACGUAAUUUUAUUGUUGUUUGAAAAUACAGUCACCAUUUAACCAAAAAACCCAAGAAAACCCAGAACAGAUGGAAAUCAGAAACAAAAACAGAAAUUGCUGGAAAAGCUCAGCAGGCCUGACAGCACCUGUGGAGAGAAAUCAGAGUUAACGUUUUGGGUCCAGUGACCCUUCCUCAGAGCAGUCACUGGACCCAAAAUGUUCACUCUGUUUUGUCCUCACCAUUUAGUCUGUCCCUGCUUGCAUCAGGCACAUAGUGCAUACCAUUUGCUAUAUAUUUUCAUUACAAAGGCAGUACUUCACUUGAUUUAAGCACAGAAAGUAUUUGAGGUUAUUUAAAUAAUUGCUUCACAUAUAAUUCAAAUGUAAUUGCUCAUUCAGUCACUUCAGGCUGUCCCAACUUGUAGAGUUGACUGAAACUGGAGUUGUACGGACAGUGCUGGCUAUGGUGAUGAAGUGACCAAACCACUGUCUACUUAGUUCCAUUCUGCUCUCUCUAUGUGAUAUAAUGAAAACUUUACAUAUUGCAUAGUCUGUAGCCAGGUGUAUUUUUUAAAAAUAUCAGAUAAAUAUAACAAUAUAGAGUCUCGGAAGUCCUCUUCAGAUUAACAACAGCCAAUUUUGACUGUGAGUUGGAGAGAAUUGGGAGACUGCUUUGAAGGAGGCACUUUCUGACCGUUAUUUCCCAGAGCGCAUCCAUAAGAAAUAUUGAAGGAGUAGGUAUUGAUGACAGUACUUAAACAAUAAUGUUAAAUCUUUAAUUUCUGAAGUUGUCAAAAUUCUGCAUAAAAUUGAUCUAACCCACUACACUGGGUACUGCAUUUGGUGGACAAUCACAUUCGUAAGAUAUUUAAAAAGUUAGCAGGAUCAUAGUCUUUGUGGAUUGAACGUCAGUCAUAAGAAGUUGCCCCCGUGCAACAAAUAUGGUUUGUUACCUUUUGAGUUGACAAAACAUGCAGUGAUAGAUGUGAUUUCAAGCUACUGAUACCAGGGUAGAAUUAAUUUGAUCAAUAUGCCUGUCCAAGUACACAGACUCAUUCACAGGGAGAAAAAUGGUACCAGACUUAUGCAAAACAUUUCCUAUGUUUAAACAAAGUGAAUCAUCAGAGUAAAGAAUUUCUAAGUGAAAAGAUUAUAUCAGUGACUAAAAGAGAAACUGAUGGAGCAAUAUGGAGCAUUUACAGAUCUCAGGCCAUGAAAUGAAUCUUCAUUGAUCUGUUUAGAGUUAUAAAGGGGAUUGUGUAUAUAUGAAAGCUUUUCUUUCCUUAGUCCUGAUCAAAGGUUUGACAAAACGAGUUACGGUUAAAUCAGGACUUCUGUAUAAAUUUGCUUAUCUUUGUAACAUAGCAACUGCAGUCAGAGCAAACAAGCAUUGAACAAAAUGGAAGGUGUAAUAAAUACCAGUAAUUCAACACCUAAAUUCUGGUGUCUCCAAGUGAAGUGGUUACCCUAGUAUUAAAUUUGUACACUUCGGCAAAUUUGUUAAUCUGACACUGAACUUGCAUGUUGAGUUGAUUUAUUCCAUUUAUGUUUGGAUCAUGUGUAUUUUUAAAUCUUAAAUUCAUUGUAAUGACUCUUAUGAUUGUUGUAUCUUUUUAUUACUCCCGUCCAUUUAUUACUCCUUCUCAGUAAUUUGAUGUUGUAUUUUCCAUUUUAUUUUUCUAAUUUAUGGGCCAAAUUUUAACUCACUCAAAAGCAAUUCACCUACACAAAAUCAGAAUCAAGCCAUUGUACGUGCUUUACGGUGUGAAGUAAUUUCAAUCUUUUCCGUGAAACAGAAUUCUGAAGCUUUUAUUAUAUUUAAGGCUUUUCUGGUUUGAGUGAUUUCACAUGUUGGACAAAACUCAGGGAUUCCUCCAUGAUAUUAUUAUUCACUGUUGUCUUAUUCCAUUUUACUUGUCUGAGGGAAGUUAACAUUUUCGCCCCUUGCUCGCCGUUUCUCCUCAAGAUCUUCCUGAGAGCCUUUAGCUUUUGAAGCCAAUACAGCAGUGAGGCUAUGAAAGGAUGCCCACUCCCAAGCCAUUGAUACAAUAUUGUUCUUGACAAGCUGCCAGGAGACACCUCACAGUGGUUACAAAUAACUCCUUAUUUGUUAUAUAGUUUCUCCAUUUCCUUCUCUACCUCUCAUGGAGUAACUGAACAGCUUCCUACCUACAGCAACUUCAUGGAGGAGGGGAACUGAGUAGAGUUUGAGGUUUGAAGUUGCAUCCCUACACUACACCUCGACUAUACUUUAAAACUGUACUGCGACAUAAAAAACAAUCUUACCACUCUUCCAUAGAUAACAAGGUGUAGAGCUGGAUGAA